Molecule: messenger RNA, 549 nt
Organism: Closterium sp. Naga37s-1
Lineage: Eukaryota; Viridiplantae; Streptophyta; Zygnematophyceae; Desmidiales; Closteriaceae
Source: the annotation of a GenBank genome assembly
AUGGCGCCCAAUGAAACAGUGCCACGUGGCGACGGGCGCUUGGAAGAGCUGCUGGAGAGCGGCAUGUUUGCUGACGUGACACUGAGAGCGGGCGACGCGGAUGUUGCCGCGCACCGCUGCAUCCUCUCGUCGUGGUACGUGUGCAACGCCAGUGCGACGUCUCCUGUGUUCAAGAAGAUGUUUACGAACGGCUUCAUGGAGACAUCGGAGCAGCCUGUAGUGAGGAUGGACGACAUGGACGAGUGCACCCUACGCCUCUUCCUGCGCCUUAUCUACGCGGGCAGAUGCAACCUUCCCAAGGAGUACCUACUGAGCCACGGGCUGCAGCUGCUGACGUCAGCGAAUAAGUACGACAUCCUGGAGCUUGUGUAUGCACUGGACGGCGAACUGGCGGCCGUGGCGGCGGAAUCUGGGGACCUCCAGCUGGCAUUUGACGGGCUCCACGUGGCAGCAGCUCACGGCGCGGUGCAGUUGGCCGGUUGGUGCAGGGAGAAGAUUUUUGAGUGCAGUGGGGAAGGAGCGUGCAUCGCUAAAAUGAAGGUGUGUUAA